This is a messenger RNA of Syngnathus acus (greater pipefish), 14896 nucleotides long. Its product is annotated as probable E3 ubiquitin-protein ligase HERC1. Gene Ontology annotation, molecular function: ubiquitin-protein transferase activity; protein binding. The record is from RefSeq and is a predicted model, not a curated record. The transcript has 80 exons. NCBI's taxonomy places the organism in Eukaryota, Metazoa, Chordata, Actinopteri, Syngnathiformes, Syngnathidae.
AGGAGGAGAAGGAGGAGGCAGAAGCCGGGGGAUGAUAUUUUCGUCCGAGUAGGAGCUCCCUCUGACGGGACAGGUAACGCCGACGACCCACCGGCAGUGCUCCCAAGCCAGCGAACAAGUCUGCUGCUUAAACGUCCAAAAUGUAUCGAAGCUAAUAUACAUGUCAGCGCUUGUUGUUCGCCAUCGUCACACGCCCGUCUCCAGGACGUCAGGGAGCAGCGGGGCUUGUUUUGCCGCCAGUUGUCACCCAGCCACCGACCAGCCGAGUGGGCGGCUUGUUUGGCUCGCCCCGUCAGCCGCAGUGUAGCCACCCCUGCCCCCGCGUUAGCUCAUUCGGGGGGAAUCGGAGGAGUUCGGACUGCGGGGACGCGGUUAUCUAUUGUGUCGCCGAGGUGCUCGUCAAGGUGAAGAUAAUGAUCAGACAUGAUGCCCUGUCAGACCCAUGUGUUGCUCAAGUGGCAGGAACACCUCAACAGUUCCUGGGCGGCCGAGGACAGCUCACAGACGGCCACGAGGCGUGGGGCGGCCAUCCUGUACAGCAAGCUUCUCCACAACAAGGAGGUGGUGAGUCUGGCCCAGCCCGUCCAGGAACUCGUUGGCCCUCGUCUGCCGGACUUUGAGUGCGAGUCCUGCGCCGCUGCGGAGAAGGAGGAAUAUCUUUUAGCGCUGCUGCAAAGUCAACGAUGGCUGGCUCGCCGGAUGCUGACGCAGACCCGCUACACGCAGGGUCUCCACCACAGGCUGAUAGCUCUGCAGAGGAUCUUCUAUGCCAUUCACACCAAGUACCAUGAUAAUUUCCGUGCUCACCUUCCCUCUCAGGCUGCAGAGAACAGCGCGGAAUGUGGACAUCUUGAGCUGGCCUCUGAGCCGUGCCUGCCAGGGGGGCUGCCCAAAGUCAAGUCGGGCACAGAUGUUCUGAUCGAGAUGGGUGUGAGGACAGGUUUGAGCCUGCUCUUCUCACUGCUGCAGCAAAACUGGAGGUACGCAGCUUCUGCGCAACCAGAGUCCAUGCUGUGCAACGACGUUCUGGCCACUGCCUCUUCCGUGCUGGCAUCCCUGCCAUCGCUUUCCCUGGCCAACGAGAGCAAGAUCCCCUCAGUCGGGUUGGACUGCCUGGCACAAGUGGCCGACUUCCUGAAGAAGACGUCGGCGAGCAGCGGGAGCGGCGGCGCCGACCUGACGGGCCGGAGGCUGGCGUUGGAGCUGCUGCUCGGACUGGCCAUGCAGAGAGGCUCGCUCAAGUUUUUCCUGGAGUGGGUAGAGGUGGCUUUGGCGGCCUCCGUGUCUUCGCGUUCCUCCUCCCAAGGAGCCGGUGUGGGAUUCGAUUUCAUCCAUCAAACUCUCCUUCAGAUGAGACAGUUUUCGGGGUUCAAUGGCGAUGCCAUCAACAUUCUAGUUCUCCAAAAGGACAAGGACGGACUUUGCCGUCUCUCUCAGGCGGCCCUCUGUCUCCUCGAGGAGAUCUGUAACCUGGCGUCCUUCUGCCUGUGCUCCUGCAGCGCCGACGCAGACGCUCCCGGCGCCAAAAGCGAAGCCGUCGUGGUGUACGUGUGGGGCAGCAAUAGCAGUCAUCAGCUGGCGGAAGGAACGCUGGAGAAAAUCUUGGUGCCCAAACCCACGCAGGGCUUCAGCGAUGCCCAAAUGAUCGAGGCCGGCCAGUACUGUACCUUCUCCGUGUCGGCGGACGGCGCUGUAAAGGCGUGCGGUAAAGGCAGCUAUGGCCGCCUGGGCCUGGGUGACUCCAACAACCAGUCCAUGCCCAAGAAACUGGUGCUGGAGCCCCACAGGAACAUGAAGAAGGUGUCUUCCUCCAAGGGGUCAGACGGUCACACAUUGGCCAUCACCAUGGAGGGAGAGGUGUUCAGCUGGGGUGAUGGAGAAUACGGGAAACUGGGCCACAGCAACAGUGCUAGCAGAAAUACCCCAAUAAUCAUCCAAGGACCUCUGUCAGGAAAAGUUGUCGUGUGCGUGUCUGCUGGCUACAGGCACAGUGCUGCCGUGACCAACGAGGGCGAGCUUUACACAUGGGGCGAAGGCGACUUUGGCAGACUUGGCCACAGUGACAGCCAGAGCCGCAACACGCCCACGCUGGUGAAGGACAUCAGCGGCGUCGGGCAGGUGGCGUGCGGCAGCUCGCACACCAUCGCCGUAGCGCAGGACGGACGCACCGUGUGGUCUUUCGGAGGAGGUGACAAUGGUAAACUUGGCCACGGCGACACUAACCGCGUGUAUCGGCCCAAGAUCAUCGAAGCCCUGCACGGAUGCAUCAUCAGGAAAGUGUGCGCUGGAAGUCAGUCUUCUCUAGCGCUCACCUCUGCGGGACAGGUGUUCGCAUGGGGCUGCGGCUCGUGUUUAGGGUGCGGGUCAUCCGAGACCACCUCCCUGAGACCCCGAUUCAUAGAAGACCUGAGCAUCACUAAGGUCAUCGACAUCUCAUGCGGGGACAGCCACUGUCUGGCACUGUCGCACGAGAACGAAGUGUACGCCUGGGGCAAUAACACCAUGGGCCAGUGUGGGCAAGGCCACACCUCCACGCCCGUUACCAAACCCAGGAAAGUGCUUGGCCUGGAGGGCGUGUCCAUUCAGCAGAUCACGGCAGGAACUUCCCACAGCUUGGCGUGGACUGCCGUACCGACUGACAGGCAGCUGGUGGCAUGGCACAGGCCUUUCUGUGUGGACCUGGAGGAGAGCACCUUUGCUUACUUGCGCAGCUUCCUCGAAAGCUACUGCGACGGCAUUGGGGAUGACUCCCCCCCGGCGCCAUUCUUAUCCAAACGGGAGCAUCAUCAGUUCAUUUUGCUGUGCAUGAAGCUGCUGUCCGUCCAUCUGUCCCUGGCUCACGCCGGGGGGACCGGUGCUAUGGUGUUGGGGGCUCAGGGCAGGCCCCUCCGGAACCUGCUUUUCAGACUCAUAGACACCAACAUGCCCGAGUCCAUACAGCAGGCGGUUAUGAACACGCUUACCAUCGGCGCCUCGCUGCUCCUGCCGCCACUGAGGGAACGCACAGAGCUGCUUCUCUCCCUCCUACCUCAGGGACCGCAGAGUCUAAAUGUUCUUUCCAAAGGGCAACGUCUGCAGUUGGACAUGGUCCUGAGCAGCCUUCAAGACCAAAGUCACAUGGCGUCCCUGCUGGGCUACAGCAAUUUCGGAGACGUGGCAAACUUGGUACCACCUCUGACGCCCGCCCCACCGACCCGACCGUCCUCCUCCUCCUCCUCUUCUUCCUCAUCCGAAGCAUACGACCCAUUUCACUUAGCGGAGGUUCUUCUCAAAACCCUUCUGCUCAGUAUUGGCUUUUACACGGAACGAGCAUUUGGGGAAUUGGAGAAAAACAGUGAUAAGAUGCUAUUGAGUGAUAGUCAACGAGAGUCUGAGCCUCCCUCGCACUUUCACCAGCUUCUCUCUGGACUUCACAAACACAUGCUUGCCCAUUGCUACAUCCACUUCAGCCUUUAGGAUGACAGCAGUGUCAAACUACUUAGUGAGCAUCUUCACUUGAUGUUCUCAUGCGCCGCAGAGACGCUUCGGAGAUCAACCAAGCUGUUAAAAGACAGCUACAUGGACACGCAAAUGAUGAAGAAGCUGCACACGGUGUUGUACAACUCCAUGGCAGGCAGCCUGCUGUGUCAGGUCAUGUACUCGUUGCUGCUUUUGCCCCUCAGCACGGUCCAGCCUCUGCUUGGCCAUUUGUUGGAUUUGCUAGAGGACCUGGACAGUUUCAACCGGUUGCUGCCGGAGACAGGCUUACUUGAGGAGCAGGAGCUCGAGGUUGAGUUCUCGACACUCCCUUCAGAUACAAGUGAACAUCAAGAGGAAGAGGAGUGGCUUUGGCUGUUGGAUUUAGAGCGCUCUGUAGCACUCGCGGUCGGACGCUGCCUUGGCGGGAUGAUGCAAGGCCUGCCGCCCUCCCCCCAGGAAAGAACCUCAGAGUUCUGGCUAAGCAAUGUGCUCCUCCGUAAUGGCCUCGAGAUGGACUAUGAGGAGCUUGACUCCAGCGUGGCAUGGCUUACUGAAGCGGUGCUUCUGGGUGGCAGCGAUUCAAGACUGUCCGAGCUGAGCUUGACUCAGGAAUCUCUGACGUUACUCGAGGUGGCGCUGGGAUCCUCCAGAGGGCCUGCCGGGUGCCUACUGCAGAAGAUGGAGGAGUAUGCUCUCGGCAGAGAGUGGGAGAGUGAAGGAUCUUCAUGUGACGGUUUGCUGGAGGCCGUCUGUCGCUGCAGCUUGGCAGCACUUCUGAAGCACACGGGCAUACCAGACAAAUCCUGCUGGCAGGACAGAUAUGAGCCCUGCAAGAAGCUGUUAGAUGUCUUUGAAAGCGUCUAUAAAAUCAGAAUAUCCCUGUUGGCUCACAAAAACUCCCCAAGAACCUCGCAAGUUCUUGCUGCUGCCAGACAGACUUCGCAGUGUCAGAGUCCCGCGUUAGAGGAGUUAGGAGCUCCUGUGGUGAAAGAAAGCGAGCGGCUGUCUGUAGGUCAAUGCAGCCGGGAGGUUCAGGUGCCGCCGCCCCCUGAAGCCAACCACAACCAGGACCAUGAAGAUGCAGUUGAGGAAUCACUGAGCAGCAAUCAAAUCGAUCUCACAGAAGUCCUUGAGUCCUUCAUGGCAACCCGUGAGGCCAUGCAGGUGCAGCAAAACAUGACCGUGUACGAGUCCUUCGGGACCUCCGCGCUGCCUGGCACCGUUGAGAGCCCGGUCAGCCCCCACAGAGAACUUGAUUCCACACAGCAGUGGGAUAACCGGAGAGAGUCGGAGGAGGAGAUCUUGCCUUUCCCCGCCACCUGCCGUCUACUCGUUUCCCGCUGCCUCUUCCUACUGCUGGGAGUCCGACCUGCCUGGGCUGACCCCAGUGAGAGGGAAGAGAGUCAGGCAGCUAACGCUAGCACCAGGGCAACUACACAGUCUUCUGGUCUCAGGCAGCAGUCUGACCAAUCAAAGACCACUUUGGGAUCAUAUAAGAACAAAAUGGGCUUGCCUCUCUGCUCUCUGGACGUCAUGAAAGACGCUUGGGAUCGCCUGCGUCAGUGCAUCAGCCCGACCUCCCCGGCCACGACCCACUUUGGUGACAACACCCAGCUGAUCCUGGACCAGGCUCUCCAGUUUGUGUGUGGCAACACGCUCCAGUUUACAGUGCCCACCCAGGCUUGUCAUGAGGCUGAUCCCAAAGCUAUAGCCUUUGCCAUCCUCCAGCAACAACAGCGGGCUGAGAUGCGCCUGGAGGCUUUCCGUCAGAUGUCGCCUUUCCUGUCCAAGAUGGAGAAGUGUGGCUCUCCGCAGUUUCCCACCCUGUUACAGUCGGUGCAGCUCCAGUUCCUGUCUGGCUGCUUUGCCUUGGGAACGCAAAUCAUGGGCUCCCCCGCGGGGGGUCAUUAUGAGAUGCGCCAUUACACGGCUGGCACCCAUUCAGCUGCCAUUGACAUGCAACGGGAAUUACAAUGUGCAGCGCAGGCUUUCUACCAGCAAGUGGUGCAUGUUCUCAGACAGAGGGUUCUGCUUGAAAGAAAACAUCCAGGUUCGUGUCAACACCUCCUGCUGGCCACCUUGUUUGCACUGAACUUUAGCUACCAGCCGAUGGAUCUGGUGCUAGUGGUCAAGCGCGGCAUCCUGGAGCUGCUCUGCCUGCUAACUGACAACAGUUGCGCCCUCAUGAACCAAGGCUGGCUCACCGUCUCCACGUCAGGAUGUCCACUCCUGAGUGGCGCCGUCAAGCUGGCUUGUACGCGCCUGCUGCAGAUCCUUGCAGUCACUUCCAGCUCCUGUGAGGAUCUGCUGCCUCUGGAGAUUUCACAAUCCCUCAUGGAGGUCAUGUGCCAGCAUCUCCAAAAUGUACUGCAUGCAUUCCAUCAGCAGCAAGCGGCAGAAAUUGCAGCAGCAAAGACGAAGAUGGACGAGACUGUGAAGGAUGGCUUGAGCUUAAAAGCAUCAGAAAGCAGCCGAGUGCUCGAAUGUCAGCUUGCCGACUUCUUAGUAUUCCUAAGGCGGGUGUUGUCAUCACGAGUGAUGAAAACACUCUCCUCGUUCAUCAAAUGGGUGGACCCACUCAUGGCCAUUAUUUCCUACAAGUGCUCUUCAGGAUCACCAUGCUUCCAGAACCUCCGCACAAAACUCCUGGCCUUCCAUGUUUUGGAACGACUGUUGCCUGCUUGUUCUGAGCCAGAAUAUGUUCAGAAGAUUGUCAAACAACUCUUUCAGCUGAUGUCUGUUUACAUGUGGGAGGAGCCUCUGGCCGACAUGACCCAUAAAGAGACGACUGUAAAGGAUUCUGAGAAUUCCGGCAGCAACGACGAAUGUAUCCCCAUCGGAGAUUUUUCCUUCGACCCUCAUAAGAUAACGUGCUGCUCCCUGGAGAGCGGGAACAUCCUCUCGCACGGAACCGGUGGAAAAGGUUAUGGCCUGGCGACCACAGCCAUCACCUCCGGAUGUUUCAUUUGGAAGUUUCACAUCUCCAAAGAACAUCGAGGCAACGAGGGCACGUGCGUGGGCGUGUCACGCUGGCCCGUCCGCGAUUACAACCACCACACCACCACUGAUAUGUGGUUGUAUCGGGCCUACAGCGGCAACCUGUACCAUGGUGGCGAGCUGGUCCGCACGCUCCCAUCCUUCACACAAGGGGACACCAUCACCUGCAUCUUGGACAUGGAGGCUCACACUGUAUCGUUCGCUAAAAACGACAAGGAGCCAAAGUUGGCCUUUGAGGGUGUGGUUGCCUCCGAGCUGUACCCUUGUGUCUUAUUCUACAGCAGCAAUCCAGGAGAGAAGGUGACACUGGGGGAUCUUCAGAUGCGAGGCAUGCCCAGUAACUUGCUACCUGGCGAACCGCUGUGCAGCCCACACAACACCGCCCUCAUCGAGUCCACGAUACAGCUUUUGCGGCGGCUCCACCAAUACGAUCAGUGGACGCCGCACAUCAACCAGUACAUCCAUUCCAGCUUGGAGCUCAUCGGACCCAUGCUGAAGGAGGACCACUUGGGACGCUUCGCUCCAGGCCUUGAGCAAACCUCCGAGCAAAAUGAUCCAUUCCAAGACCCUCAUCAAAGCCACUUGUCUGAGUCCAAGCUAGCUGCCUUGUGCACUGAAGUGUGGCCCGUGCUGGCGUUGAUUGGAGGCGUGGAUGGUGGUCUUCGGGCUGGGGGAUUGUGUCUUCACAAGCCCAGCGGGCGCAGGGCUGUUCUGCUGGGGGUCCUCAAAGAGAGGAGCUCACUGGCCAAGCUGCAAUGGGAGGAGGCCGAUAUCUCAAUCAGCUCCGCAAAUUCUUGGUCACCCAGCGACACUCCCAUCGCUUCGCUCGAGCCCUGCGACACCACCUGCUGCGAUGUGGCGCGACUGGGUGGCCUCAAACCGGCGGUGCUGUUGGAUCUGAUUUACCUGAUGGGGAUGCUGGAGGAGCGAGGCUGGCUCGGGGCUCGCGCGGCCACUGCUGGGAAAUUGUCGCAAGAGAGCCUGGCUGAGGGCGAGAUGCAGUACUCUCUGGACGAGGUAGAUGACCUCACGUGCUUAGCAGAAAACGACUGGAAGAAGGUUGAAGACGAUGAGAAGACUUCCGUCAAAGAUAAUGUAAAGCUCCAAGAGGAGGGAACCAGACGGCUGCAACCAUCUCAAACCAAAAUAAACACCUUCGCCUUAGAGCUCAGAGCCGUCAAAGUCUCCUACCUUCUCAUCGGCGCCUUGAAAUCCCUCGCUGUCGUUUUCAGCUGCGAGAAGUUGUCGCAUUUGCUCUCCGGGCCUAAGCCGAAUUCCACCUUAUCGAGUCCCAGCUCUGACCAGGACGAAGGCGAUGGAAGUGGUAGCGAGCGAUGGGACGAGAGCGCCGAACUGAGGUCCGUGCUGCAGUAUGUGGUGCAGAGCAUGGUCAAGUGGGCGGUCCGACCCUGUCCCAUAAAACAGAGAGUGUCUGUGGCAGACCUGGAAAGAGCUCAAGUCAUGAUCUACAAAGGCGCUCUGAGUGGACUAGAGGAUAAAGAACGCAAAGAAUCGGGUCACCACUCCACCUCCCAGCCCAUUUCCAAGUCCUCCAGCUCUGUCUCCUUGUACAGCGUCGGCUCGGAGGGCACCGCCAUUUUCGGCCAAUCCAACCGAGCCUCCGCGUCAUCGUCCAACACGGAGCUGGCCUCGUCACUCCCGGCGAACCUGCAGGCGGACGCUCUUGAUCAGUUCAACCCCUUCCUACCCAUCAGCCUUCUUCAACACAUGGUGCUAACUCGCUUCCCCACGCUUACCGGACUGGUCAGCAACCCGCCUGCGCUGCAUCCCUGCUUCAGCUUGGCCAAUUCAGCUUCGUGCGACGCCUUCACAGAGCAGCAGACCAGCUUCAUGGAACCCGGUCCGUGUAGCACGCAGGCCCGAAGCAGCCUGGAACGGACUCAAAUGUUUGUCACCAGCCGCUUGCUUGAAAUGGGAUUCACUAUGAGACAUAUCUACUGUGCCAUGGAGGCAGCAGAUUUAGCAGGUGAGCUGGACUCUCGGACCAUCGAGGUGUUGGCUAGCUGGAUGCUGGAGCACCCGGUGACGGAUGAACAGCAGACCACCGAGAUGCCCAGACACGAGAGUGAGCCCGACACACCGUCCUCCGACGGGCCCGAGACAGUGCAGUGCCCCGAACGUCCUGCCAGUCAACCCACUGAGAGCUUGCUGCCCGGUUUGGACUGGAUCGAGCGAGAGAACUUCUUAGAUGUCCACCUGACAAGGAAUAGACCUCCUCCAGCAAGGCGGCGGCGGCGUUUAGGUCCUACUCAGAGGACGUCUUUUCGGAGGGCAGGAAUUCCCGUGUCUUCAGAUUUGCCGUCACCGAACCCCAUCCCACAGCUGUACCCACAGAACACAGGCGAUUGGCCUGAGUACGUGGAGUUUCACCCCUUCUCCACGGAGGAGGAGUCGGAGCUGGGCUACAUGGACGACGUGUACCACGAGGAGACCUACGAGGACCUGCUCACUCCUUUCUUCAGCCUGGAGAGAGAUACGCUUCACAUAGUUGAGAGUGGCGAAGAACACAAUCCGAUGGUGAAGUGCGAGCUGUGCAACACGCUCACCUUACAGUUCAACAACCACAUCAAGCGCCGGCAUCCCGGCUGUGGUCAGAGCGCCGCGCGCAAGGGCUACGACAGCACCGGCGCUUACGUGGACGUCUGGUUCAAAGGGGAGUGCGGCUCCAACUUUCCCUUCUACCUCCUUUGCACUUCCUGUAGGGAAAGGUACCUCGCCGCCAACACCGGCGAUCCGAGCUCCAGAAGUGAACGGAUUAAAGGCCUGACGAGUGAUCUGAUUGGCCGCUUGGACAGCACUUCUGAUGACGACUGGGAAAUAAACCACCAAGAUGAGAGUGACCAAGACAGACUGACAGGACUGGAGGACUUUGGGCUUCUGCUGAGACCACUGGGCUUGACUGAAAAGAAGCUGGUGCCCGACCCCAUCGCCUUCACCGAGCCCGAUCCGCUUGGGGCGAUGGUCUAUAGCUCGGUGGACCCCCUAAGGGACGAUCUCAAAGGGGAUGCUGUGGUGGAACAGAAAGGCUCCUUGAGUCUGGGCCAGCAGGCCAUGUCUCUUAGGGACUCUCACGACCGACUGAAAGCGCUAAGACGGGUGACCUCCACGGCUCAGAUUUUGCUAGCGUACAGCAUGGUGAUGCGAGCCCUUUCUCAGACCGCUUGCAGUCCAUCCGGCGGUCUGGACUCUUUGGGUCUGGCAGACAUCCGCAUCCUAGUGCGCUUGAUGACACUUGCCGCGGCGGGCAGGGCGAACACCUGCGUGGCCAGACGGUCGGACGGCAAGGGGUCAUCGUCCGAACGCGGCAAUUCCAGCUGUCUUAGCUUCUUGACAGCAGCUAUAGGCAGCGUAGUCUCCCGCAGCCCCUCCGCCUACAGGCAGCUGGUGGAAAUAUGCACUCACGACCUGAUGGCAGCAGCUACAGGAAUGAACAUUCCCAGUAGUGAAGCGCAGCAGCGAGCUUGCUUAACGGUCAGUUUGGUGUCUGCCGUGACGCAGCAGCAGCAACAACAGCAGCAGCAGGUGAGGGACUGCGGCGAGCACUCGGAGUCCUUUCUGGUCACGCAGAGCCUUGUGGCCUUGCUCACCGAGAAGGGUGUUCACUGCUACUGCGCUGACAAGGCUGAACACGAGACUCACGAUGCAGGACACCAAGGCCUGUCUUCCACCUGCCCCUCUGCCCACCGUGGCACAAGAGUGGGCCCUCUCGAGCUGGCCAACGCUCUGGCGGCGUGCGUGUUGUCCGCCAUGCUGAGCAGCCAGCACCGCCAGUGGGCGGCGCAGCGGCUAGUGCAAGCUUUGGCCGCAACCGGGCGGGACGGACCUGGGAGAGCCCAAACCUUCAGCGACCUUGCUGGCGAUCUGCGUAAAUGUCCUGUAAGGAGACUGGAAGGACACUAUAAUAAGGUGGCCACUUGUUUCUGGAACAGUGAACAGAGCCUGCUGGCUACUUGCUCGCAGGAUAAAGUGGUGCAGUUGUGGAGCGUCAGUGAGAACAAUGCCCAGUUGCAUACCACCUUCUCCUGCAUAACCAGUAAAACAGACAAAAACUCAGAGAGGGCAGGCAGAUGUCAUCACAAGUCAUCCCCUGUGUACUGGAGCACCGGUGGAGACUUCCUGGCUGCCCCGGAGAACAAACACAUCACCAUUAUGAACAUCAGAGGCUCUCACUGUCACACGGAGGCUCAGGCAUCGCGGGUCACGGCGCUGUGUUGGGCCGCAGCCUUUAGCUUGUGGCUUCUCCAUCAGCCCGAACCUUACAAAGUCCGCCCCACCGAAAGCUUGCUGGUAGGACGGCUGGACGGCUCUCUCUGCUGGCUGCGUGUCACCAUGCAGGAACUCGACUUGCUCGUGAAGACCACCGAGUUGACUCACUGCUACAGGAUGGAGGCUCCGCAGUGUGUGGCUUGGCACAGUGAGGAAAAGCCAUUUGCAGUCGGCUACCCCAGCGGAAAAGUCCUUUUGGCGACGACUGAGACCUACGAGAAUGAGCCCUUAGUAUUGCUGCCCAUCUACCAGGAUGGUGUCACUUCCCUCAAGUGGGAUCCGACGGGGCACUUGCUGCUCUGUCUGGGCAGGUCGGAGGUGGUGAAGAUCGUCGGAUGCUCGGGGGGCUCCUGGAUGACGUUCCACUCCCUCGCGCAUUCCAGCACGGUCAACGUCGCUGAGUGGUGUCCCCUCGCCGGCCGAGCCCCGGACCCCAUGCUCAUGAUGGCGGCAGGUUGUCAGAACGGUUCGGUGCAUGUGUGGACGUUGCCGCAAGCGAGUGCUGCUGUGACUCUGCCAACUACGCAGAACAGCUCUUCCAGACAGCAUAAAAGCGCCAGUGUCAUGGGGAGUGCAAAGUGUGUGUUUGUCCUCCUCGGUCACAUCACAGCGGUGAAGUCGCUUUCGUUUUGCUCCAGUGGUCUGGCGCUGGUUUCUGGAGGAAUAGGGGGGCUGCUCAACAUCUGGUCCUUACAGGAUGGUUCAGUAUUACAGACCGUUACGGGUUUGGGAUCCGUCGUCAGUACUACGUGGAUCCCCAAAAUGGGUGUUGUCGCCUGUUUCGGGAGGUCAAAGGAUGUCUUGUUGAUCUGCUGCACCCCCGACUGGAUCACUCAGAAUCACGUGCUGGCUUCCUGCCGCAUGGUCCUAAGAAGCCAAAGCAUCUUGGGUCUGCAUCGGGCUCCUUGUUUAGCAGUUCUGUUGGAGAGGCUGCCCCUGCUGCUCCAGGAGCAGUAUGCCUACGAGCGGGCCCACGUAGUUGCCGGUGACCAAUUAGUCCACAGUGCCUUCCUGCAGAGUCUGGCCUCUCUCGCUGUCGGUUUGUCGCUAGAAGACUACCUGUGCCAUUACCCGUGCCCACCGCAUCACGCCAACCCCAACACCCGAUCUUGCCCGGCCGAAUGGAACUGGCUCGCCACCUACGCCACCACCGUGCGCAGUGCUGAGGCUAUCGCCAGCGGCAUUGUUUUCCCAGAGUCCUUUGUGGUUCCAGAGUUUGAGGAGGGGGAUGAGGAUGAAAUCGCAAAGGCCCUGGAUAACAGUAAAUGGAGCUUCAAGAUGGAUGAACAGCUGAUGUCCUGGGCAACCACCCGACCGGAGGACUGGCAGCGAGGAGGCAAGAGCGAGGUGUACCUGUGGGGGAACGGACGUUACGGACAACUGGCAGGAAUGGGGACCAAUCCCACGGCGCCCACUUUGGCGCCCUCUCUGCUACAAACACAACAGGUGGUGUGCGGUCAGAACUGCACUUUCAUGGUUCAGUCCAAUGGGGGCGUGCUGGCUGUUGGGGAAGGACAGUAUGGAAGGCUUGGACAAGGAAAUUCAGAUGAUCUGUACGUCCCUACGAUUAUCGGCGCCUUUCAAGGUUACGUGGUGACCCGGCUGGUGACAUCCUGCGGCUCGGAUGGACACUCCAUGGCGCUGACUGAGACAGGGGAGGUGUUCAGUUGGGGGGAUGGUGAUUUUGGGAAACUGGGACACGGCAACACCGAAAGGCAGAGGAGACCCAAACAAAUUGAGGCAUUGCAGGGGGAAGAUGUGGUUCAGCUCGCGUGCGGGUUCCGCCAUUCCGCUGUGGUGACAUCUGACGGGAAACUGUUUACCUUCGGUAGCGGUGAAUCCGGACGUCUAGGUCAAAGGUCAUCAUCCAACCGAAUGCUGCCAGAGAGGGUAGCCGCUCUGGAGGGUUACCAUGUAGGACAGGUGUCGUGUGGUCUCAAUCACACUCUGGUCUUGUCUGCGGACGGAAUGAUUGUAUGGGCGUUCGGGGAUGGCGAUUACGGAAAAUUGGGGACUGGCUCGUCAACGGCAAAAUAUUACCCUCAGAAAGUGGAGCAGCUGUGUAACAAAGGAAUAAAGAAGGUCAGCUGUGGAACACAAUUCUCAGUUGCUUUGGCCUGCGAUGGACAUGUGUACACAUUUGGACAAGAGCGUCUGAUUGGCCUGCCGGACUCCAUGCUCAAGAACAAGUCAUGUCCUCAGGUGGUUCCGGCCCUGGAUGGACACUUCAUAGAGGACGUGGCCCUAGGCUGUGAACACGUCCUCGCCCUGUCCUCCACUGGGGACGUCUACACCUGGGGCUGCAAUGGUGAUGGCCAGCUCGGUCUGGGACAUUCCAACCCGGUGAAGGAGCCCACACUAGUGACAUCCCUCCAGGGGAAGAACAUCCGACAGAUCUCAGCGGGGCGCUGCCACAGCUCGGCAUGGACCACACCCUCUACCUCCGUUCAAACCUCAGGUGGUUCUGUAAAUUCCCAGCUAGGUCUUCCCCAGUGUGUACCUCCCCAGUACAACGCAUUGAAAGGCUGCAGCCCUCAUCUGCUCAGCAUGCGCCUCAGGGUGCUCCACCACUUCUCUGAUCUCAUGUACAAGUCGUGGAGGCUGCUCAACCUGGAUGCCAGGAAUACGGUGUCUACUUCGAGGUACACUUCGGGGACAACAGCUAUAGUCCGUGGUGAGCUCAGAGGUCUUCUAUCACCCAAAGUCAACACUCUGCCUCUGGUACGCUCCAUUGGCAGAACGAUGACCCAGGGAAAGACAUACGGGCCGCAGAUCACCGUGAAACGUAUUUCCACAAGAGGGCGUUCCAGCAAGCCCAUCUUUGUACAAAUUGCCAAGCAAGUGGUGAACCUGAACCCUCUCGAGCUGCGACUACCGUCCAGAGCAUGGAAGGUCAAGCUCAUCGGUGAGGGCGCGGAUGAUGCCGGCGGAGUUUUUGAUGACACCAUUACAGAGAUGUGCCAGGAGCUGCAGUCUACUGCGGUGGACCUCCUGAUCCGUACACCCAACAGCUUUACGGAUGUAGGCAGUCAUACUGACAGGUUCCUGCUGAACCCGGCCGCUCUCUCCAAAGAUCACAUGGUCCAGUUUCGCUUCUUGGGCAUCCUGAUGGCGGUGGCCAUCCGCACCAAGAAACCACUGGAUCUGCAUCUGGCGCCGUGGGUCUGGAAACAGCUCUGCUCCAUGCCGCUGGAAGAGCCUGACUUGGAGGAGGUGGACCUCCUCACCUUUCGCACCUUACAAGGCAUUCUCCACUUGGACAACAGCGGCAUUACAGAGGAGAAUUUCCAUGUGAUGAUCCCACUGGAUUCGUUCGUGGCCCACAGUGCAGACGGCAGGCUGGUGCCAGUGGUUCCGGGAGGCCAAAACAUUUCCCUCAAUUUUUCCAACCGCACAGAAUACGUGGAGAGGGCGCUGCAGUACAGACUUCAUGAAAUGGACUCUCAGGUGGGGUCGGUCAGAGAGGGCAUGUCGGCCAUCAUCCCCGUUCCGCUCCUCUCCCUGCUGACCGCCCAGCAGCUGGAGCAGCUUGUAUGCGGCCUGCCCGAGGUGUCAGUGGAGACGCUAAAGAAGCUUGUCCGCUACCGGGACAUUGCCGAGAGCCACCAGCUGGUGGCUUGGUUCUGGCAGAGCUUGGAGGAGUUCACCAACGAGGAGCGCGUGCUUUUCCUGCGCUUCGUCUCCGGCAGGUCCCGGCUGCCGUCCAACCCGGCUGACAUGACGCAGAAGUUCCAGAUCAUCAAGGUGGAUCGGCCCGUCAACGGCCUGCCGACGGCCCAGACGUGUUUCUUCCUGCUGCGCCUUCCGCCGUACACAAGCCAGGCGGUGCUGGCCGAGCGUCUGCGCUACUCCAUACACAACUGUCCCUCCAUCGACAUGGACAACUACAUGCUGACGCACAACACGGAGCCCUUAGAGACCUCCGACACUGAGGACUGAGCCCGCCAUUAUAUGCAAUGACUUUUAAUUUAUUUUCCCCAUGGGUGAGUGUUGUUGUUUUGCAUUUGUGUGAAGUAUCGUGUAUUUAUUGAAUCGAGAAGCCACUGAUAUAAUAUAGACUAUUUCUUAUCAUAUAAGCCACAGAAUCAAUGUGCCUGUUUUAAGAUGUAAUUUAAGUAUCUGUCCAAUGUAAAAUAAAGACUGCUUACUUCUA